AUGGUCGAACGCGACGAGUACAUGCGAGAGGGCUUCGACCCCGGCUCGCUCACCAUGCCCCAGCUCCGCAGCAUCCUGGUCGAGCACGAGGUCCCUUUCAGCAGCGCUGCGAGAAAAGCCGACCUUGUCGAGCACUUUAACCAUGAGGUCCUCCCCAAGACCGCGUCCAUUCGCAAGAAGAAUGCCUCCAUUGUCGCCAGCUCCAGCGGCAUCAUCGACAUGCGUGACAAUGCAACUCCCGACCAGACCCCCGCAAAACGCAAGCCGGGUCGUCCUAGGAAGAGUGAGGUCGCAACACCUUCCGCGGCAGCUACCUCCAGAUCUCCUGCCAAGACUCCUUCCACCACCCGCACCCCGGGUCGCAAAAAGUCGUCCUUGCCCAGUCAGCUCGCCACAUCCACCGAAAGCGAAGCCGAAACCGACACAAAGGAAACCAAGUCGGAGCCUCAGGAGGUGGAAACCCCCGUCAAAAGGAAACCGGGUCGACCGCGCAAAACCGCUCCUGCUGUCAUUGCAACUCCCGCCGAUGCAUCCGAACCGGAAGACAGUGCAUCCAAGCGUCACGUCUCCUUUGAUGCCAACACCUCGCCACCUGCACCCAUCUCCCGCAGGGCCGGACGUCUCAGCUACAGCGGGACAAGGAGCGACGAAGACGGCACAUUUUCCGACACCAAUCCUUUCCAGUCUGGCAGCGAGGCUUCUCCCGCGCCUGGCAUCGCUGCCAAAGCUGCUGCGUCCGCACGGAAAGCGCGCCGUAAGACCACCGACGGCAGCUCGACUCUGCGCAAAAAGACUUCUACUUCGUCCCUUGUUGCUGACUCACCUCCUAAGCAGACGCAGCAAGCCAGCCCGAGUGUCGGCAGCACGCUGCGUAACUAUAUGGAUCAGGCUGUUGCCAAGACCACCCCUCCUCGCAUAAUCGGCCGUCUCACAGGUACAACCUCGGCCGACUCUACCGGUGGACAUGCUGCUGACGACGAAGCCACGACCAAACACGCCAAGCAGACAUCCUCAGCCGACUCGGGUGUGGAUGCAGCAGAUGGCGAUGAUGACGACGACGACGAUCUCGACCUCGACGCCUUCACUUCUCCUUCUGCGCUUGCUAAGAUGCGCAAUCUGCGGCGCCAGAGAGAAAAGCAGCGACGCCGAGAACAGCGUUCGGGCAAGUCGUUUGGCGACUACCUUCUUUCAUCCGUGUUCGCCCUUGUCGCUGUCACUGUACUCGCGUACACCGUCUGGUAUGCUAAAGAGACGCGAGCGCUUGGCUUCUGCGACACGGGCUCCGACACCAACUCAAUCGUCGAAGAUCGUCACCUUACAGCGCUGGCCUAUGCACAAGCCAACAACGAGACGCUCGACGACGUGACGCUCCUGCCCUCGCGCCUUCAACCUACAUGCACGCUCUGUCCCGCACACGCUGACUGCGCAUACGGCAAGGUGCUCGGUUGCUCGUCCGACGAUUGGGUCUUGCAGCCCAACUUGCGCUCGCACAUCCCGCUCGCCAAUACGGUGCUGCCCCUCAGCAUGACAGCUCCACGCUGCUAUCCGGACACGCAGAAGCUUGUGCUUGCCUCGGAGCUUGCGCAGGCCAUCUCGCACAUGCUCGCCGAGUUUAAAGGCGAGAUUGUGUGCGGCACGCAAAAGACACAUGCUACAGUGCGUAGUCUGCCGAAGAAGCUGGUGGGAGCUGAGGGCAACUUGACAUAUGCUAUUGCCGAGGGGGCGGUGAAGCGAUCCAUGUCGGCUACGAGGGAUGCUAGGGUGGACGAAGAGUACUUUGAGCAGAUCUGGUACAUGGCGCUGUUCGAGCUGACCGACCCGAGGAGCAACAUCGUGCGCGUUCCUGUUUCCAACGGCACCGUCGGUGAAGGCAGUGGGGAGGGAACGCAGUACUUCUUGGCUGCCAAGGAGCCCUCGCUGUCGCUCUCGUGUCGAUCACGACUCGCGCUCAAGGGCUGGGUCUUGCGCGCACGUCUCUACGUCUUCCUGGUCCUCACCGCCGUCUCUGCCCUGCUCUACCUGCGCCACCGACUGGCGGCAGCACGAGCAGAGAGCGCCAAAGUCGCCCUCCUCGUCCAAGUGGCGCUGGAAAAGCUGCAGGAGCAAGAGUACCUGCAUGGCCGCGACCCCGUGCUGCAUCCGGACGACUUUGUGCCCCUCUCGCACUUGAGAGAUCACGUGUUGAGCGAGGUGCACCACGCAGGCGCGCGGAAUCGGCUCUGGAAGAAGGUGGCGAGCGUGGUGGAGGAGAACUCCAACGUGAGGGUCAGGCAGGCGCAGAAGCGCGGCGAGUGGCUGAGGGUGUGGCAGUGGGUCGGCGUGGAGGGCUGGAGGGGAUACGAGGGCAAGGAGGCGGAGGAUGGGGUGAGGCCUGUAGCGUAG
Molecule: messenger RNA, 2382 nt
Organism: Sporisorium graminicola
Lineage: Eukaryota; Fungi; Basidiomycota; Ustilaginomycetes; Ustilaginales; Ustilaginaceae
Exons: 1
Coding region: 1-2382 (793 amino acids)
Cellular component (GO): nuclear inner membrane
Molecular function (GO): chromatin binding; DNA binding
Source: RefSeq, a predicted model, not a curated record